AUGUAUGUAUGUAUGUAUGUAUGUAUGUAUGUAUGUAUGUAUGUAUGUAUGUAUGUAUGUAUGUAUGUAUGUAUGUAUGUAUGUAUGUAUGUAUGUAUGUAUGUAUGUAUGUAUGUAUGUAUGUAUGUAUGUAUGUAUGUAUGUAUGUAUGUAUGUAUGUAUGUAUGUAUGUGUAUGUUUGUAUUCUACGAAGCAAAAGGCAAAUUUUUAUAAAGAAAGAUGUUUUUUUCAUUAUCAACGAAUAGACGUCCUCAAUAUGGCAAAAACUGCAUAAUGUUUUAACCAUACCAAUGGAAACUAAAGUGACUAGUAAAACCAGUAGUUUAAAAGCUUUAUUGCUACGAGCAUGGCGAGAGCGAUGGACCGAUUUGCAAUGGGGUAUUAAUAUCAAAACAAUUCUUCCAAGGGGGGUAAGCGGUGAUGUACAUAACUUAGCAGAUUGUAUAUUGCAACAAGCAUUAGUGGGAUCAGGGCCUAAUCAAUUAGUCCUAUCGUAUCUUAAACAUUCUUUAAGUUCUCAGUUGGUGUCAUAUGCAGCAGUGUUGCAGCGAAUAAGUAAAUAUGAUGCAUUUCACAAGCCUCACUGCAUAUUAAGCUUACUUGAAUUUCUGGAAUCAAUACAAGUCGGUAUUACAUGUCGUGGUAAACCAGAAGAGGAUCUCUUAGCAGCGGCAGUUUUAUCUAUCGUUUAUUGGCUCUUGCAAUGUUAUCUGCAUGCAUUAACAAAGGUACCGCAGAGCCAUCCUCUUACUCUGCAUUCUAAUGAGCUAAUAGACAAACCUGCCAGCAUUUUGCAGCAGGUGCUGAACUCAGAUUUUCUAUGUGCAAUGAUGUAUCUAGCCAAAUAUGAUGACAAAGAAUUUUCUUUUUCAGAUUUGUAUAUAGAUGUUGCGAAGAAAUGUCAGGAGAUUGAGACAUUACUAAAGACAAGCAGUCAAAAGUCUGUAGUAGCAAUAGAGGAUUCUUUGAAAAAAUUGUGCAAUCUAGAGAUCGAGAGUCUUUGUCCUGAGAAAAUUAAAAUGGAAUCCAUUACUCAUUGCUUACAACCACUUUUUGCUGUUCAAGUGUUAUUAAAUCCUAGCACUGAGACGACUGUGUUUGUUAAUCAGUUAUUGAUGGUGCAGAGGUUAAAGACUUACACGAAUGCACGGCUUUAUUGCGAGAUAAUUCGCGCUUGUUUAAUGUGUCUGCACAAUGUGACAGGAACAUUCAAAGAAUCACAAUGGGGAGCCUUCAUGUUUUUAAAAGUACCUCUCAUAUUGAAAGAGUUGCACGCGUCUACUAUAAAUAGUGAUGAGAAGUUGGAGUAUUCACAAGAUAUUUUAGAUGCGUUCGAAUUAUUACUUCAGUUUACGCCUUUACUCAAUAUAAUGGAUUCUACAUGCUCAUGUAAUUAUGUAGAAUGUUUGUUAAAUGAAUUGCAGAAAGUAAAUCUUGUGACGGAGAAGCAGGCAAAGCAAAUAAGUGCGAGAAGGGAGGGAAUAACAGCAACUCUUCAAAAAUUGGAACCAUCUAGCACUCCGACAUCGUCCAUCCCAAAAGUUAUUAUAUGCGCGGAACCGACACUAGCCGGUAUUUUGAAGACGUUGAAUGCUGAUUAUACGAAGAGCUCCUUAUUGAGUAUGUUGUAUCAUGUUUUGAACAGUUUUGAAUUAAUGCUGGCUGUGGCAACAGUAGAAGGGAAGCUUAAGACUUUUGUUACCAAACUUAUCAAGCUCAAUGAAUGCAGUAAACAGAUUAACGAGCCUGUGCCUGGCAAAAUGGCAGCGACGAGAGCGAUGUCUUUCGAUGUAUCGUUUCUUAUGUUGUGCUCCAUAGUGCAAACAUAUGGUUCUGAUGUUGUCUUAGAAGAAGGCGGGGAUUCGUUUUUCGAACAAUGGGUACGCGAGUGCAUGCCUGAAAGAAAGAAGCCAAAGUCACCACAGAGGAUGUUGCAGAGCGUCGAUCCGGCGAGAGUGGAUGCUUUGCUAACGCAAUUAAAUUCGCCAGAUCCUGAUUUCAAGUCGAGUAAUUUAAAAUGGCACGUCGCGUGCCAGUCAGCGAUGGGUGCGGUGAAGGAAUUACUCUGUGCGUGGGAGAGCGGUGUGCUGGGCGCCGGUGAUGUCAAAAUGGCUCUGGACGGUUUGCGUACGGCGGCAUGCUGUCUGCCAGUUUGCGCCGCAGCAUGGCUUUGUGCAUAUAUGAGCAUUACGCAUCAGGACGCUCUAUUGAAACCAAUGAAUAUGGUUCAGCACUUCCUGACGCCGUUGCCAGGUGACGAUAUGCAGGACAAUCUUAAAGAGAGAUCUAGUUUAAUGUUUCAAAUAAUUCGGAAGAUGCAAUAUGAUGUACAUCCGCCUACACAAUCGAAAACAAAGGUGCUUUCGAUGUCUCACAGCAUUAUUUCACGUCAGCCGAUACUGGAACAAUUGGAAUCUGUUUGGCAGAACAUAAGUCAACGUGGGUGGAUAAACAUUCAAGCUACACAGUCACUGGAAUCUCUAUUAAAUACUGGUGGUUCUUUAUGGUUCGUUACGAAUAUUGUAAAGGAAGUAUUGAAAUAUCGUUACCAAGAAGAAUUAGAUCAAGCUGUAGAUCUAGCCUUUGCCAUUUUUCAUCUUGAUAUAGAGAAUUGCACUCUGGAUCUCAUAAAUUACUUAAUACCGCAAUACUUGGACAAUUCGUUGCAAAGCGAUGAGCUUGUGGAACCGCAGUCGUCUAUCCUGGCAAAAUUAUGUGUCUACUGUAUAUUUUCUACUUUGGAAUACAAUAACUCGAACCCAUAUCGGAGUAACAAUCGUAAACGCGUGCGGCCUGACGUGGACGUGGAUGAUUUGGACGCAUUAGGCAUGUCUAAUAAGCUCUUGCGAUUGAAUGAAACGGGUGAGAGUGUUCCCAUGUUUGGUUCGCAAAGUCCACAAGCGCAGGGUACGAAUAAUGGACAAAAAUCUAUGAUCGUUCUGAGGGAUCCGCUUAUGACUGCAUUGAACAAUCUGUUCACCAUGUUCGCGUUUCUAGCUGGUAGAGAUGGAGAGGUGUGCCAACAGACCCAUUUUAUAUUUCAGUUCCUGCGAUUUACAGUACAAUGCGGAAAAGAUAGAACUCGUAUCGUGUUACAGGGAAUGCCACAAACUCUGGUACCAUGUCUUCUUAAAGCAUUACCCGAAUUGUUCACGACUGAUAUUCUACUACGAUUAUACGAUAUACAAACGGUGAUUGGACGCAUGGCAACUGCACGAGACUUAUGCAUGUUGCGGAAUAUUAACUUGAAGCCCAUGAAAUAAACAUACAGAAUUUUGUUCUAAAACAGGAUGCAUGUUUUUUUUAAUGUGAUUUUAUUGUGAUUAAAUUGUCGUCAGAAAAGAUAUCAUAGAUAUAUCUAAUAAAUAUUUGUAUAUAUA
Cataglyphis hispanica is the source of this 3380-nucleotide messenger RNA. RefSeq names its product mediator of RNA polymerase II transcription subunit 24-like. Gene Ontology annotation, molecular function: transcription coregulator activity. Bases 291 to 3263 code for a protein of 990 amino acids. NCBI's taxonomy places the organism in Eukaryota, Metazoa, Arthropoda, Insecta, Hymenoptera, Formicidae. The record is from RefSeq and is a predicted model, not a curated record. The transcript has 12 exons. Gene Ontology annotation, cellular component: mediator complex.